UUCGCUCACCCAUUUCCUGAGUAAAGCAAAGUCUGGCUCCAGACUGUGACAUUUACCUCGAAAUUUUCUGUCCAUCUGAUUAAAUUUUCUCGUAUUUUUUCCUUUUGGGUGGUGGGUUAAUUUUCUGACUCAGAAACUGAGAAAUCUUGUCUGGGGAACAACCGGAUCCAAUGAUUUCCCAGCUUCAGGAGGGGCUGGCGAGGUUUUGUUUGAGUAGCCCGAGAAAUCGAGGGCUUUUUUAAUACAGAGAACGCAAUAUUCAUGGCCGGAUGGAGAGAGAGAGAGAGAGGGGGGGGUAAAUAAGAAAGGUAUUCUUGGGGUUUGCAAGUUCUGAGAUGGGUUCACGUGAAGUUCAAGCUGUUGUGUCCGUGAGCAAGGAGUUCAAGAAACGAAGAUCCUCUGAAUUAUCAAUGUCGUCUUCAAGAUAUCGCCAAUGGCGUGAUAGGGUUUCCGCUCCUGCAACUUAAAUGCUGGAGUCUCUGUUUCCAUGGCUUUGUUUUUUUUUUCAAUCACAUUGAUUACGGCUUAAGCCACUGAUAAUGACGCUUAUUGGCGCCCUUUUGUUGGCGUUUCGUGGCCCCAUUUGGCCUCAGAUCCAGCGAUUUUGAUUCCAGAAAGCGAUUGAGCAAAGUGCCAUUACGCAAAAGAGGAAAAACCUUUUUUCAAUCUCUGAAGGAUUUCAAUUAAUGGAACUUUCUUCUUCUUCUUCGUCUUCUUCUGCUCUGUUUCAGUUGUUCUUGUUCGGUUUAUCCUUCUGGAUUCUUCUUCCUUUGUCGCAUUCAGGCGAUCUUGAAGCGCUUAGGGCACUGAAAUCUUCGAUUGAUCCAUUCGAUUCGAUGCAAUGGCAGGGGAGCGACUUCUGCAACUGGCGAGGAAUCAAAGAAUGUAUGAAUGGAAGAGUGACGAAGCUCGUGCUCGAGCACUUGAACUUGAGCGGCGGAUUGGACGAGACGAUCCUCAACCAAUUGGAUCAGCUUCGAGUUCUCAGCUUCAAAGACAACUCCAUCUCUGGCCAAAUUCCUAACCUCUCUGGCCUGGUCAACCUCAAAUCCAUCUUCCUCAACAACAACAACUUCUCCGGCGAGAUUCCGGCUUCGCUCUCCGGCCUCCACCGCCUCAAAGUCAUAGUGCUCGCCGGCAACCGACUCUCCGGCCACAUUCCGAACUCAUUUGUCAAUCUCCGGCGACUCUACGUCCUGUACUUGGAAGACAACCGGUUAACCGGCGAAAUCCCUCCGCUGAACCAGAUCAGCCUCAGAUUCUUCAACGUGUCCAACAACCAGCUCUCCGGCCAGAUUCCGGCUACUCCAGCCCUAGUCCGGUUCAACAAGUCAUCAUUUUACGGCAACGCUGCCCUCUGCGGCGAACAAGUUCACAGCCCCUGCACAAACGCCUCGGCCCCGUCUUUGAGCCCGGCCUAUCCCACGGUUCCGGCGAAGAAGCAUUCCGAUAAAAAGAAACUUAUCGGAAUAAUCGCAGGAAGCGUCGGCGGCGGUCUGGCAUUGUUGGCGAUUUUGAUCGGCUUGUGUUUGGUUAGCAAGAAAAAGGAGAAGGAAAAGAGGGAGGCCGGAAUGAAAGCCGCUGCGGUUGCAGGGAGUGGAGCGGCGGUGGAGGAAGGGGAGGGAAGCGGCGGUGGCGGCGGGAAAGGGGAGGGCGGCGGGUUCCGUUGGGAAGGGGAGGGGCUGGGGAGUCUGGUGUUCGUCGGCGGCGGGGAUCAGCAGAUGAGUUACAGCCUGGAGGAUCUGCUCAAGGCCUCGGCGGAGACGCUGGGGAGAGGCACCGUCGGCAGCACUUACAAGGCCGUCAUGGAGUCCGGCUUCAUCGUCACCGUCAAGCGGCUUAAGGACGCCCGGUACCCGAGACAGGAAGAAUUCCGGCGACACAUGGAGCUGGCGGGGCGGCUGAGCCACCCGAAUCUGGUGCCGCUCCGGGCCUAUUUUCAGGCCAAGGAGGAGCGGCUACUAGUCUACGAUUACUUCCCUAACGGCAGCCUCUUCUCUCUCAUUCACGGAUCAAGAACUUCCGGCGCCGGCGGCAAGCCCCUGCACUGGACGUCCUGCCUGAAGAUCGCGGAGGACUUGGCUACCGGCCUCCUCUACAUCCACCAGAACCCGGGCCUAACCCACGGCAACCUCAAAUCCUCCAACGUCCUCCUCGGCUCCGACUUUGAAUCCUGCCUCACCGACUACGCCCUCUCCCCCUUCCGCAACCCCGACUCCCCCGACGAGACCAGCGCCGCCUCCCUCUUCUACCGCGCCCCUGAGUGCCGCGACCCCCGCAAACCCCCCUCCCAACCUGCCGACGUCUACAGCUUCGGCGUCCUCCUCCUGGAGCUCCUCACCGGCAAGACGCCCUUCCAGGACCUCGUCCUGGAGCACGGCUCCGACAUCCCUCGCUGGGUCAGAUCCGUCCGCGCGGAAGAGACGGAGUCCGGGGACGAGCCCGCCUCCAGCAACGACGCCUCCGAGGAGAAGCUGGGGGCCCUGCUGAACGUAGCCGUGGCCUGCGUAUCCGGGUUGCCGGAGAACCGGCCGGGAAUGAGGGAGGUAUUGAGGAUGAUAAGAGACACGAGGGCGGAAGCUCAGGUGUCGUCGAACAGCAGCGAUCAUUCGCCGGGGAGAUGGUCUGACACCGUGCAGAGCUUGCCGCGGGGCGAGCAUCUGAGCAUAUGAGUGACAAUGAGAGAUGAGAUAUCCCGAAAGUGGAUGCAUUUGCCUUUUUCCAAUUUUCUUUUUUCUUUUUUGGCAUAUGAUUUUUUUUUUUAAGUUUAUUUUAUCAAAGUUGGGGGGUUUAGUGUAAAGAUUCUAAAAAAAUUUUGUUUCUUUCUUUUUUAAAAAGUCUGUGCUUUUUUGUUGUGAUUUUGUGUUUGCAGUGUGAACAAUGAACCAUUGAUAUAUGACCAAUUGAAUUUUUGUGUAAUUUAUGUUCUUU
Molecule: messenger RNA, 2931 nt
Organism: Diospyros lotus (date-plum)
Lineage: Eukaryota; Viridiplantae; Streptophyta; Magnoliopsida; Ericales; Ebenaceae
Product: inactive leucine-rich repeat receptor-like serine/threonine-protein kinase At1g60630
Exons: 3
Coding region: 687-2672 (661 amino acids)
Biological process (GO): protein phosphorylation
Molecular function (GO): protein kinase activity; ATP binding; protein binding
Source: RefSeq, a predicted model, not a curated record